Messenger RNA from Wallemia mellicola CBS 633.66, 488 nucleotides. RefSeq names its product NDUFA12-domain-containing protein. The transcript is spliced from 4 exons. Gene Ontology annotation, biological process: mitochondrial respiratory chain complex I assembly; response to oxidative stress. Bases 22 to 468 code for a protein of 148 amino acids. Lineage: Eukaryota; Fungi; Basidiomycota; Wallemiomycetes; Wallemiales; Wallemiaceae. The record is from RefSeq and is a predicted model, not a curated record. Gene Ontology annotation, cellular component: membrane.
AUCUUGUUCAGAACAACCAAGAUGUCAGGACAGUCACUAUACAGACACUUGCGUAACUGGUACAGAGUUGGAUUGAGAGACGGUUGGGCCCAAUUGAACGAGUGGGUCGACGUCAAAGCUGGUAGACUCGCUGGUACGGAUAAGUUUGGUAACAGAUACUACGAGAAUUUAGAGGAGGAAAUGCCAGAAGUUCCAUGGCGUCAACGCUGGGUUCGCUACGCCCAGGAAGCACCAUUAGAGAACGCCUCCCAGGUGCCUUCUGAAUGGCACGCUUGGCUCCACCACACAAGAUUGAACGCACCACACGAGGACGAAGUUGUAAAGAAGAUCACCGCCCAAACCCAACAUUGGAGACCAGCUGAAACACACGUUGAAAAUCUCACUGGAACUAGGGGUGCGUUCACUACCUACAACACAACAGCACCAAAGUUGUAUCCAUGGCAACCAAAGGUGGCACAGCGCCAAUAAUUUGUACGACUAUAAAAAUG